Messenger RNA from Sardina pilchardus (European sardine), 6086 nucleotides. Its product is annotated as patr class I histocompatibility antigen, B-2 alpha chain-like. The coding region runs from base 622 to 1659 and encodes 345 amino acids. Lineage: Eukaryota; Metazoa; Chordata; Actinopteri; Clupeiformes; Clupeidae. Gene Ontology annotation, cellular component: external side of plasma membrane. Gene Ontology annotation, biological process: immune response. The record is from RefSeq and is a predicted model, not a curated record. The transcript has 8 exons.
ACCUUUUAGUUUGCUAGAUAUUUACCGUGAUUCAACCUGUCCCGAUCCAACCAGCCCCGGUCUCCCCUGCUUGAAGAUAAGGUUUUGUGUUUAAUGUUUUAAGAAAAUGGAUAAAGGUUUCAGAGAUUGUGUUUUAGCAACUGAGAGAGACUGAGGCAUGCCAUGACAUGCAAUAUAAUCUUGGUGUGUUGAACACAUUCCGGCACAUGCUCUGUGUGCACAUUCUCCAUUAUCAAACCUCACCCCAAGCUGAAUUCAAAAGUAUGAAAUCUAGAGUACUGUGUGUGCCAACCUGACCUAGUUGUAGUGGCCUUUGUAUGUGCAAAGCUAAGCAUAUGUCCAGGGCUUUUUUCAGUCCAGUCCGUCCUGCUACUUCCCUGAAAACAUGUCUGUUUUCAAAUGCCCAGAGCACCACCCACAAUCGUGCCAUGCGAUAUGCUUACCUGAUGUGUGAAACUAGACAAACCUGUUCACCAAGGGUAGGUAGGCAAGAUAUGUAGAGAUCAUACAGGAACACCACACACAGCCAGUUGAGGACAAGCUGAAGACACAAAGCCUACCACGGAUCAGGGAGGGGGGAACACAGGCAAUACCAUCAACCUGAGCUGUCUGCAGUACAUCAUGAGGUUCACCGUAUUGGUUCUUUUCUGCUAUUUUCCCCUCUCUUCCUCGGAGCUCCACAGCCUGCAGUACUUCUACAUCGCUACAUCAGGAGUCCCACACAUUCCAGAGUUUAUAAGCGUUGGGAUGGUGGAUGGUGUGGAUUUCAGUUACUAUGACAGCAACAUAAAGAAAAGUGAACACAGGCAGACGUGGAUGGAGCAAAUAAAUGAGGAGGAUCCGGAUUACUGGGGUUCAGAAACAUACCUGGCUAGGAAGUAUGAGCAGAUCUUCAGGGAUGACAUUAAGAUCAUAGGGAAGCGCUUUAAUCAUACUGAAGGAGUGCACAUUUUGCAGAAGACGUAUGGCUGUCACUGGGAUGAGGAAGCUAGAGCCACUGAUGGUUUUGAACAGUUUGGUUAUGAUGGAGAGGACUUCCUCACACUAGACCUGAAGAAUAACAUGAGAUGGAUCGCAAAAGUGCCACAGGCAGCUCCAAGCAAACAGAAGUGGGACAAUACAGAGCAUUUUAUAAACAGGCAAUUAUAUUUCAAGGAGACGUGUGUUGAUUGGCUGAAGAAAUAUGUUCAAUAUGGGAGCAGCACUCUGGAAAGGAAAGUCCCCCCAGAGGUGUCUGUGUUCCAGAAUGACGACUCCUCUGCAGUGGUGUGCCAUGCUACAGGUUUCUACCCUGACGGGGUGAUGAUCACCUGGAAGAGAGAUGGAGUGGAGAUGCAGGAGGAUGUGGAUGUGGGGGAGACGCUGCCCAAUGGGGACAGAACCUUCCAGAAGAGAGCUGCGCUCACUGUGUCACCUGAGGAGAGGAAGAAGAGCCAGUACACCUGUGAGGUGGCACACAAGAGUGGAGAGACAAUAAUCAAGACCCUGAUUCUAGAAGACGGCUGCAAUCCCCUUGGCAUCAUAAUUGGCUGUGUUGUUGCUGCUCUUGUUGUGAUUUGUGUGAUUGUUGCGGUAGUCAUGAUGAAGAAGAAAGACUACAACAAGGCAGAGCAGUCUGAUACCGAUUCUGACACCUCCAACCCCAUUGCACGAAAGUGAGCACAGUGUGGUGACUGUUGAGCAUGAACAUGAGCCCUAUUAUUCAAAUGUCUAAACACUAUGAUGCCAAAAUCCCACAUCGUCAUAUUUCCUCCCCCUUCUGAGUCGGUGGGUCCUAAACUGCCAAAGACAAGGGCAGGCACUGCACCCACCUAUCCAAAGGCAGAUAAACCUGAAAUCAGACUUUGCUAAACUCAAUUGUUAAGCACACUGGAGGAGAAAAAAAAACAUUCACCAAACAUUUACCUGCAUAUAAAGUAUUAUUCACCCACAUGAUAUCUAAACACAUGACUAUGCAAAAGCACAAGGCAACAUAGAAAUACAAAAUACUGGCAACCACACAAUCACUUGAGUGACACCCAUAUGACCGAAGACAAAUGCCCCACAUGAAACAUAAACUUUGAGACCAGUCACUAUUAUUAGAUGGUACAUCAUCAGAAAACGUUUUUAACUGGGGAGAUGCAGGAGGCUCUUUUAGCCGAGUAGGCCUCUGCUUCUUGGCCACCUUCUUCAGAGACUUUCUCCCAAGCCACCUUUUAGACUUAAUCCUCUCCCCCAGUUCAAUACCAGACUCAGAGGAGUCCUCACUCUCAGAAACAGUCUCAGCUGAAGCUGAGACACGACAGGGCUCAUCGCCAAUAGACCUCUGAAGUUCGCCUACAAAAAAAGCUGCCAUCUUUGAGAUUCGGUAUCUGGCGAUAUAUCCUAUGGGAAAAUAACAUGGGGAUUUUGAAUUAUCGCACCUGUUAAACUCUCGCGGGCACGAUAUAGUCUUAAAUAAAGACGUUUUCCUGAACACACUUUUGUCCUCUGCCUUCUUGUGCAUACUGUGAUCUCCGGUACGUGAAGUCGGCACACUUUCAUUUUUGCUACCCCAGAGCUAACUGGCUAACUAACUUAAUGGCAGGUUGCAUUGCAAGUUAGCUCUGGGGUAGCGAAAAUCAAAGUCUGCCGCCUUCGCGUACCGGAGAUCACAGAUUCCUCUCGAAGGCAGAGGAUAAAAGUGUGUUCAGGAAAACACCUGAAUUUCCGAUUUUGUCAUCCCCGCGAGAGUUUAACAGGUGUGAUAAUUCCAAAUCCCCAUGUUAAUUUCCCGUAGGAAAAAUCGUCAGAUACCGUAACUCCUUAUAUGGGCAAAGAUGGCAGCUUUUUUGUAGGCGAACUUCAGAGGUCUAUUAGAGGCUGAUCCUCAAUCAGAGGAUUAGCAUAAGGACCAAUGUAGCCUCCAUCUUGGGACAAGCCUGCACUGACACCAAACACUCACCAGGGGCUCCAGGGCCCUCAAGAGGUCCUAUCUCAGCUGCUUGUAGGUGUUGGACAUAGACCAAUGAAAUUUGUAUACAAACAAGCUGCCAUUUUUGAGAUAUGGUAUCUGGCAAUUUUUCCCAUGGGAAAAUAACAUGGGGAUUUUGAAUUAUCGCUCCUGGGGGACGAUGCAGACGUUUUUCUGAACACACUUUUGUCCUCUACCUUUAAGUGGAUACUGUGAUCUCUGGUACUUUAAUAUUUACUACCGUAGAGCUUGCUAACUGUCAAGUUGCAUAGCAAGUGAGCUCUGGGGUAGCAAAGAUCAAAGUGUGCUGCCUUCACAUACUGAAGAUCACAUUAUCCACUCAAAGACAGAGGACAAAAAUGUGUAGAGCUUAACGUCUGCAAUUCAGACUUUUUCGUCCCUGCGAGAGUUUAACAGGUGUGAUAAUUCCAAAUCACAGUGUUAUUUUCCCAUAGUAAAAAUCUCAAGAUAUCGGAUCUUCGUAUAAUGGGUAAAGAUGGUAGCUUUUUUGUAGGUGAAAUUCAGAGGUCUAUCCUUCACCUUGGAUGUUGCAGGCUGACUAGCUGGAUCCACAUCACAGCCCAAGUACUGGGGCUGAUGAAAAACACAAGUUGUCACGUGAUGACCAAACUGCCUGCAGUGCCCACACCAGUCCCCGGCCUUUGGGCAAGCAAACCAGCGAAGCCUCCAGACCUCCUGCUAGAGGGUUGUAGCUGGCUGCAGGGAAAUCUAUUUGGGCCAUGACACAGGAAACUUCUCCCCAAUGCGUUCAAUCAGGCAAGGGGCUGCACCAAGCGCAUUCAUCUGGUCAUUAUACCACAGCCACAGGUAGUUUGCUGUAUCCUCUCGAUCAGGACAGUCCUCCAUGACAUACAAGAAAAUCAAAUAUUUUUCCCUGCAGUGCGUGUUAAUACUCAAGUUUUCUGAAAUGUGGGUCUGCUUCACACAACGAGAGGGAUCAUCCUACCACUUCCACCAUUAUACAUACAUUAUACAUAUAUAUAUGAAUGACUUUUUAUUAGUAUAGUAUUAGUAUUAGUGGGAACUUUUUAUUAAUCUCCAAAAAUGCACACAUGCAUGAAACCAUAAUACCUGAGAGCAGAGAGAGUCACUCAGCAGCUUCGGCUUUCCUCCUCUGAGGAGCUUCCUGUCCCCUUAAAGCCUGCACUAAUUACCUGCUGGCCAAUUACCGGCCCCACUCUGAAUGAUCCCUAUUAUUGAAAUGGAUAGGCACUAUGGUGCGAUGUGGGCAUGGAGGUAUUAUAUAUACCUGGAGAGAGUGACCAAGUCCCGCCCUCCAUUCAAAUGAAUGGCGGAGGCUAGGCUAGUAAAUCCGGCCAAUUCAUAGUCAACGCCAUAUUGAACACUGGAGCUCAGAUCCAGCGCCAGUCGGCUCUGACCAUGAUGCGCAAAAUUCCAAAGCUAGAAAUGACGCAUGGACCUACAUUGAUUUGUAUUGGACAUUCUGUAAAAAGAGAGUCAUCCUCCAGUUCAGAGGGUGGCGAUAAUGCACAUACCUUGCUUGCCGCGUAACAAGAAGAAGAAAAUGUUGCUUGAGAGCGCACACCUGAGUCCAAGUGGAGUCCCGCACUGAAUAACGAUUGGCUGUAGCCGCCGGAUAGGUACCCGUCCACCAACAUGUACGCGCAUGAGAGCUCGUGCCCAACACGGAUUUUCGUGCACGGAGCUGGUUCUAAAUGCUCCAUGCAGCGCCAUACUUGAAAAUGGCGUAUGCUAACAUGCCAAAGCUAACCUACACGGCCUUGACCCCCUGGAUGUGGGGGUGCCACAACCCCACAUCAUCAAAGAGAGGCAGGUACUCAAAUUGAAAAAACACUGGGUGCCUCUCAUUCGUGUUUUAUACAUCCUCCCUUCCUUCCUCGGUCCUCGUCCUCACUGAUCUACAUGAAGAAUGAUGGGUUGGCAAAAGUCAACUUAAUAGUGCAACCCCAAAUCAGAAAAAGUUGGGAUGUUGUGUAAAAUGUGAAUAAACAGAAUGUAUUAAUCUGCCAAUCUUUUGAACUGAUAUUUAGUUGCAAAAAGGACACAGACAACAAAUGUUAAAAAUGACAAAUUGGAAUGGAUAAGCAUGCAGGGAAAUGCUUUGCACCUUUAUGUUCGAUAAGGUUUCUUUUUAUUCUGAUAUAUCAUUUAUGUUAUGCGUUGAGUGAUUUGUUAUGUGUUGAGUGAAGUAACUCAUGUGAUGAUCUUUCUGUUAUGUGUUCUUCCAUAUAUGCACUGUAAAGCAUAACAGCUAUCCUAAAAGUUGGUUUAACUCUUUUGUUGAUUUUUGUCUUUGAGAUUACUUGCCUAAAAUGAGUGUGGUUUAAUGUGGUGGAAAGGUAAACAUGAUCAAUUAAAUCAAGUAAACUCUACUUGAAUUGGAGUUGUGCUAUACGCUGUGAAGUUAGCUUCAGCAAUUUCCAGUAUGUAUAGUUGACUCGAUUGUUUACUUUUACAUUUAGAAACCGUGUUAGCUUAUAUACUUGGUACUAUAUUCACAUUCUGGCAAGGCACAGCUACUUGGGCGAAGUGAUUUGCAGGCAGCGCCUUAAAAGCUCUGGUUCAAGGAACGUUGAUUUGCCUGAAUGAAAACAUAGUGCAAAGUAUGCGCACAAAAGGGCUGUUUCUCAUUUGACAUUGUUAUACACGUAACUAUUCAAAUCACGGCAUGUAAAAGGAAAAUGUUUGAAUCGUUUUGUCACUAUUGAUCACCAAAAAGCCGUUCCUUUAACACUCUACUUUAAAUAUAGAUGACUAUAGGCGCUGCGGUUCUAUUAGGGUGACAACUCUACUCAGGUGCUAUUUACUCUAUUAAUACUACUAGUAUAGUAAUAAUACUCAGGGGCUAUUAUUAAGCAGGCUACUCUAUCGGGCUUCUCUGAAGCUCUAUCUAGGUGUUGUCAAAAAGGAGGACAAAUGACUACCUUGGGACUAGUUUGCUCUGUUGGGCAUUUUGCCCCUAAAAGUUACUAUACUUACCACUGUAACCACUCAGAUACUCAGACACUGGUCUCCAAGUUAUUCCUAGUUUGUUCUUUACAGUUAAAAACAUUUGUUCAUUGUUUUAUAAGCUGUUACUGUUGUUUAUAUAAAGCACAUUGAAUUACCUCUUUGUAUGAAAUGCAUUCAAUAAAGUUGACUUUGCACUGUU